AUGCUCAUUCUCCCCGACCGCAAUCUCUGGAGGAUAGUAGAGAGCACCCACUACUUCCUACAAGUGCUACUGUUUUAUUCAAGAGACACACAUUCUAUUACUUCACCCCAAGUUUCCCCCAUUUACUUUGCGAUUAAUCUUUGGAUGUAGAGGCCUGGAGAGUCAAGCCGUUGAUUGAACCGCCAUUACAAAGAAAGUGAGCUCCCAUUGCUGCAUACCCGUCCGGUCGACCAGAUGGAGUGAUUUGAGAAUUAGCUAGGAGGAUUAACACGAUGCUAGCACACCUCUGCAUGCCUGUGAUAUGAACGACAUCUAUCCACGGCUUCACAGGGGCCAUAACUGUCCACGAAGCACGUGAUAUACGAGGAAUCCAUUCUUUGAGAGGUGAAGGUUAGUAGGCGUUAAUUGAACCUGAUUCCUUUUGCUACUUACCUGCUUAACACGCUUAACCAGAAUCCGGGCUGAAUACGAUGUGAUCCUUGACAACUUCUUGUCUUCUCACUUCAACCGAAAGAUUUCAAUUUAAUUCCGUGCACACCAGGAAAGCCUGUUUAUUUAGAGCUUGGUGGAUCAUCAAAAGUGUACUUUUUAUCAAGAUUACUUGAAACUGGAACACGGUUUAUCUUUGAUGGUCUAGCUUCGGAAUGAAGACGACCUGAUCAGGGAGUUUUAUGAUCUUCAAGGACUAUACUUAAUUCUGCCAGCCAAUAUGGAAGCUGUUAUUAAAGUUUUUGCUGCCAAGAAGUUUCCUGUGAAGAAAUCUUGGUUUGGUUUGAAACACGAGAAUCCUAAGGUCUUUUACAAGCCACAAUGGCGUCUUCCAGUUUGGUUCUUCCUCAGCUACCGGAUCUUUUCCACUUGUUACGUCAUCUCCUACUUCAUAUACGACUUGGUGUGUGGGAUCGCCAAGAACGGCAGCCGCCAUUUCAUCUAUCUCUCCACAUGGGAGAACUUUGCAUUUGAUUGCUACUUCGCCGUCGCUACCGCUAACCUGAUCGUUAGUCUGCGUAAGGACCAUUUGGAACGUUUAAAACAGGAACAAGAGCGAAAGAAACAGGGUAUCUUCCAAAGGUUUAUCAAGAAGUUCAAGAAGAAACCCAAGGAAACCAUCGCAGAGAAGAAAGACGAGGAAGAUGAAACACCACUGAGUUACAAGAUUCAAUGGUUCCUCUUUAAUACUACCGUGCCAAUGUCUAUCUUAGUCACAAUCAUCUACUGGACAACUCUUUACAUGACUCCAAAUGACCCUGAUCUCAUCAACAAAGCUAAAGUACAUGCCAUCACUAUGCUUCUCAGCUUCACUGAGCUCUUCAUUACAGCCACACCCGUGCGCUUCUGGCAUUUCAUCUACCCGAUCGCCUUCGACCUCAUCUUUGACUUUUUCUCCGUCAUCUACUGGGCUUGUGGUGGAACCAACGCAGAGGGCGAGCCAUACAUCUGGCCAUUCCUUGAUUACGGCAACGAGCCAGGCACCGCUGGUGGAGUGUCACUAGGGAUGAUCCUUUCCCUAUUGGUGCUUCAGGGUAUUAUGUAUGGGUUCUACAGACUUCGAUGUUGGUUGGCCAGCAAAUGCGGCAUGAACCCCGACCUGGACCUGGUCGGAAACGAGAAAGAUGGCUUAGUCCAAGGGCUCGUCGAGUCACCCUGUUGAACAACCGACAAUUCAUAGAAUUUAGGAAACAAGAAACGCUUGUAUAAUUUCUGUUGUUGGAGUUAAGAGAAGAUGGACCAUAAGUAACGGGAUGAUGACUCAGUAUGUGUACAUAUACUUACUAAAGAGUUAACAGUUUACAUGGCUUCUACUAAACGCAAAUCAGCUUCCAAAGAAAAAAAAUAAUGGCUCUUGCUGGCCUUUGCAUGGCACAGGUACCCGUGAUCAUGUGAUGGUAAACGCUCUUAGGGUAUAAUUCUUUGUAUAUAAUAAUGCUGCGAAAUAUCUUUGAAAUAGCACAAACUUUGUGUAUAAUCAUAAAAAUUAUUAUGAAGUAAAUUAAUAUAAUACAUGUUUCAACAUUCUGAAUAUUUUUGUUCAAAGGUAACUAUGAAAUGAGGCUAUCAUGAUUAUGUCAAGUGUAAUGAAAAUGGCAAUUUCUUCAUUAACUCGACCUACAGGCACCAAGUGACCCCUUCGAAUUGGUUUGAUGAGGUUUUGAGAACCAUAUCCAAUGCCGUCAGUUGUUUCCCUCAUCAAUAUCCUCACAUUAAGGAAUUAUACUAGUUAGGAUACUUUUUACCGUUAUAACGGAAACAUUCACCUUUAUCAUGUUUUAUAUAUCAUCGAGUAAAAUUAUACUGCAAAUAUGCCUUGCUCGGAUCAUUUAAUGUACAUGUAUAUAUUUUCUACCAAUUAUAAUUAUCAAAGAUUUGAAAUUUAUUAUGGUUAUGAUGCAUAGUUUUUUACGAUGUGCUGAAAACAACAUUGAUAAGGAAUCAAUUCUUAAACUGCUUCAAUAUCAUGAAAGCAGAAUGAGAAAAGAAUGAAAAAUUGGAUGUACAAUAUAAUAGAAUUUAUACAGCUAUCCUUCUCAUCGUCACCAGCACGUCUCUUUCGACAUUGUAACCUUUCAUCAUAUUGUUUAUCUUUCCAUCAUGAUCACAAUCAAGGUCAUAAUCACCCGUGAUUAUCCUCUACCUUUCCUCCUUUGGCAAUUAUUUCUGUUUUUAAACUCUUUCUUCUGUCAUUCAAUCAUCCCCUUCUUUCUUCUCCAUCAUUUGCUGCUUCUGCCUGUUAACCUUCGCCUUCACAAAUCUCGUCAUUGUCAUAAUGAUUAUAAUUGUCAUUACUAUUAAAUUUCAUCAUCAUUUCUUUCAUACUCGCAUUACCCCAUACCAUGUAUUUAAUACUAAAGCUUCAACCGCAUACAUUUUAAAUAUAUUCAAUCGAUGCAUCUCUUUCAUCAUAAGGAUUCAUGAACAUUAUCGUUUCAAUCUUUUAUAAAUCAGUAUUGCUGGCUGAUACUCACUUUAUUGCGCUAUAAUAUUUUAGUUAUUGUUAUUAUGAAGUGUAUCCCAUAUGUAUUGUAUGUAUACAAGUAUACAUUAUAUUGUCAAGUGUAUGUAAUAAAAUAUUUUCAGAUAUAUUUUUUAUUUUCUUGCUAUAUACCACUUCUGUCAAAUACUAGAUAGAAAGCAAUAAAAUAAUUUUUACAUUCAUUCAGUUUAUUGCAUCAUGAAUGGAUAAGCGUUUCCUUCUGCAUAUUCCAAAAUAUACAUUUAAUACGAAGUACAGUAUAAAAUCGUUUGUAAUAAAAAUACAGAUAUCCAUCCAAAGUACUAUUAAAUGAUUUGAGUACAAACGCAUAAAGACAAUAUAGAAUAAAUUUUGUUCUAUAAGAAAAUACUCAUAAUUUUGAAAUAUCAGACAACAUUCACAACACUAAACCAAUUACCUUGACAUUGGAAUGCAAUCAUCUAAAAACACAUACUGUAACAAAAAUUCAUAUAUAUAUAUUCUUUAAGAAUGAAAUGAAGACUGUACAU
Messenger RNA from Lytechinus pictus (painted urchin), 3480 nucleotides. Its product is annotated as protein rolling stone-like. NCBI's taxonomy places the organism in Eukaryota, Metazoa, Echinodermata, Echinoidea, Temnopleuroida, Toxopneustidae. Gene Ontology annotation, cellular component: membrane. The transcript has 4 exons. The record is from RefSeq and is a predicted model, not a curated record. Bases 710 to 1651 code for a protein of 313 amino acids.